Nematolebias whitei (Rio pearlfish) is the source of this 1725-nucleotide messenger RNA. RefSeq names its product tumor protein p63-regulated gene 1-like protein. NCBI's taxonomy places the organism in Eukaryota, Metazoa, Chordata, Actinopteri, Cyprinodontiformes, Rivulidae. Gene Ontology annotation, cellular component: cytoplasm. The coding region runs from base 1 to 636 and encodes 211 amino acids. The record is from RefSeq and is a predicted model, not a curated record. The transcript is spliced from 4 exons.
AUGGAGCAAGAAUCAGCAGUCGACAUUGUGAAGGAGCUAAAGCUAGCUAUCCACGAACAAGGAUCUUCCAUCGAAAAGUCCUUGGAAAAGUCUUUGGAUGAACUCAGAAGGGUUGAUCACUGGAACAAUGAAAAGGAGCGCCUUGUUGUUAUCACUGACAACUCUCUCUUGGUCUUCAAGUACGACUUUAUUAUGCUUCGCUGUGAGCAGAUCCAGAGGAUCCAGCUGAAUUACAUCGACCGCAUCUCUCAUGGUUCCUUCAGUUUCCCAAAGCGCUCCUUGGCAAAAAGAGACGGAGAGGGGGUGCGUGUCUUCUGGGACCGGCUAAGAGAACCCUCCUUUGUCUCCAAAUGGAACCCAUUUGCCACCGACUUCCCUUUUAUAACAUUCACUCACCAUCCUGUAGGGAACAUCAAUGACAGCUUUGCUGCUCUCUGUGAUAUCCAGAAAUUUGCAGAGCAGCUUAAAGAUGCAGCACUGAAAGCCCACACCCUAAAGCCAGUUCCUGGGAAAGCCAACGGGGUCCUGGUCCUUCAGCAGCCGAUCUACAUCGAGGCCUACGUGGGCGCCAUGUCUUUCCUUGGAAACCAGAAUAAACUGGGAUACUGCAUGGCUCGAGGAAGUGUUGGCUUUUAGACUCUUUACUGCCAGAAUUCAAAUACUUUAGUUCCUUGUGUGUGUUGAGUUUUUUCCAUCUUGAAUUUGUUUUGUUUGUUCACAGAAACAUUGACCAAAGAUUUUUUUGUCCAGGUUUAAUUUUGCUUUACAAGAUGUUUGCGGUCUAAACAUGUGUUGCCUCCUCCUCUUCGUUUACUGGUCUGUGGUGUCUGUGGACUCAGAAAUAUCCACAUUUCAACACCGCUCUUCACCGGUUGAUGGAUGCACUGCUGGUUCCAAGCAGCUUUUUUACUCAUUGCUCCUCAGUGAUACGGUAAUUCAACUCUUCUGCAAUGAGUCCUCUUGUCUUCCACCCCCGCCCGGUAUUUCUGUUAAAAGCUCAUUCUCAUGCUGUUCAGCCACUUAAAGAUUCACUGGAGCAUAGAGGCACAUUUGUCAGCUUCGUUUUUAUCUUUGUGAUUUUUUUUGUGUUUUUUUUUUUUUUUACAGUAGUGGUGGAAUUUGUCCCUGAUAUGAUUGUUUCCUGCAUGGCACGCUGCCAUUUUUCAUUUUAUUUAUUUAUUUAUUUUAUGCAACACAUUGAUUUUGUAUGCCUAUAACUACAAAAAAAAAAAAAAACACACACUUUUCCUACCUUUUUUCCUAAUGAUGUUCUAGGGUUUUCUGUUGUAAGUAAAUUAAUUUUAAUAUAUAAAUACAAUUCUGUUCUGGUCAAUUGUUUCUAUUUCUGUGGCUGCUCGUGGCUCAAAUCAUGUUUAGCUUCAAACUACAGCAAGCAUUCAUCUAUCUCCUGCAUAAGAACAGCUGAUAAAUCUGUUUUUCAGUGAAAAUAACUAAACAAACUCCGGUCGUUUAAAAGAAGAAGGACUCAGCCAAUCUGAAACUGCAUUUGUACUCUACUCUGUUACUUUAGUACCGGUACUUCUUUCUCUAAUGAUACUACAGUUUAAACAUGUAUUUUUGAUGGUUUACAUGUACUAAAACAACUAAAUACAUUGUUUUCUGCACAUCAGCCGAAUGUUAGCAGAAGUGCUGUGAUAAGGUAAAGACAAAAAGGUGAAUGUUUCAUAAAGUUACUAUAUUGAAAUAAAUUACUUUACAAAAGCA